UUUCCCCGGACCCCUCCCAAUUCUCUCUCUCUCUCUCUCUCUCUCUCUCUCUCUCUCUCUCUCCUUUUGGAACUUUUGUAGCAGAAACCAAAAUCUCUCUCCUCCACGGACAAAUGGAGGACGAUCCCAAAAGAAGGAAAAAGAAGAAACACUUGGAAGACUCAACGACUUCUUCAUCCUCUGCUUCCUCCAGCUCCUCCUCCGACGAGCCCUCUUCAAAGCGACACAAACGCAGUCACAGGCGGCGACGGAGCGACGGCAGUUCGAGGAGAGAGAAGGAUGACAAGAGGAGAGAGAGAGACAGAAAGAAGCACAAGAGGAAGGAUAGAAGGGAUAGAGAGAGAAAGCACAGGGUGUCGCGGCGAGAUGGGAAGGGAAAGGCCUCGGAUUCGGAGUCCGACGGAGGUUGCUAUUCGAAGUCCCGGGUUGAGCCAGAAGGCGUGGUUAGGUUUAUAUUGAAGGAAUUCCCUGGCGUAGCUGCUGAUUUAGAGCAGCUUUUGCAAAUGAUUGAUGACGGACAAGCUGUUGACAUAAGUGGAUUAUCUCAAAAGUCUUUGGUAAAGCAUCUGAAGCAGCUCUUCCAGUCAUUAAAUCUCAAGGAAAAUGGAAAUCAAGUUUUCCUACUUCCUCCAAAUGUUUGUCCUACUUUGGAGAUUGUUGGGCCAAUAAUUUACGCUCAAACCAAAUCCAGCCAGCAACAAUCAGAUUAUUUAGUAUCGCCACACAAUAUACAUUCAGCAGCACCUGAUGAAGAAUAUAGGCAAGGGGCAGAUGAUAAUACAACAAUGCCACAUCCAAACGAGAAUGUUGACGCUCCUAGAAGGAGGGUGAUUGGCCCUGAAAUACCUUCUGCUGAGCUACUUGCUGCUGCAGCCAAGUUAACCGAAGCCGAGGCUGAGUUAAGGGAGGCUGAGGUGGAGGAAGACAAUGCAGUGUUCAUAGGCCCUCCACCACCCGCUGUGGUUACAGAAGCUGAAUCAGCAAAUGAGGCGGAGCGUUUUGAAGAGGUUACAAGAAUACUUGGAGCUGAGGUUGAUAGUCCAUAUGAUGUUCUAGGAGUGAACAGGAAUAUGUCAGCUGACAACGCGAAGAAAAGGUACUGGAAGCUGUCUCUAAUGGUACACCCUGACAAAUGUCCUCAUCCUCAGGCCAACCAAGCAUUUAUCAAACUAAAUAAAGCUUUUAAGGAUUUACAAGAUCCGGAAAAGCGAAAAGCACUUGAUGAGAAAAUCCGACUCAAGGAGGAACAAGAAGAAUUCAAGGCAGAGUUAAAGGCAAUGCGUGAGGCUGCACAGUGGAGACGCUUGCAAGGUAUAUCCAUGGAGGGAGAUGAUGUCCUCCUGGCAGAGAUGGAUGUGAAAGUGGGACCAAAAAGAGAUGAAUGGAUGACAACAUUACCUCCAGAAAGAAAACCUGGUGUAACUACUCAAACAACAACGUUCAGCAAGACCUCUAAAGAUGGACGUGGAGAUACCAGUAUGUGGACAGAUACCCCUUCAGAAAAAGCUCAGAAGGCAAAGAUGAAUUAUUUAGAAGCCUACAAUGAGGCGGCAGCACUCGCUUCUAAGCAACAAGAAAAGAAAGAGACAACUUCGGAUGCGGCAUUGGUGGACGAAUAUAACAAAAAGAAACGAUCAAAGUCUUUGGUAGAAAAGCAUCAAGAGACUGCACGCGGUAGUUCUAAAAGAAAAUCAAAGCAGGAGCGGGCGAAAGAGGAGUGGGAGGGCCAACAUCCCUGGAAGCCUUGGGACCGUGAGAAGGAUUUGACAGCUGGACGGCAAUCAGUAAAAUUGGAUGCUGAAAACAUGUCUCAGGGUCUGUCUUCCAGAUUUUCUUCCGGAUCAUUUCAGAGGAACUUCCUUUAGGCUUCAAAAGGAAAAGUACCAUUCUGUAGGUUCUGUCAUAUGUUCAUCGUGACGGAGGAUCAGCUUGGUUGAGUAUUUCAGGUGCCUUCUCCUUUUCAGAAUUAAGCUGGGCAUCUGACAACUUGAUCAGAUAAUCUAUACACUUUUUACAAUAAUCGUGAGAUAGUUCUACAAGUUGGAUUUGUGCCAUACUAUUAUCUACGUGUUGCCGACAAGCCAAGAUGGCCUGUUUGAUAAGCAAGCAACCGUCAAAAAAUGGCAUUUAGGUGAUCUCAUUGUGUAGUGUGGACUUACCGAUAUCGCCUGCAAUUCUAAGGAUAGUCCUUUUUUGUGGGUUGUAAAUAAAAAUUAAGGGAUUGCCUUUGAAAUGUGUUGUAUACUUGUAUUGCUCCCAACUCUUACCGUAUCGGACUUUUUUCCCUUCCAUCAUCAGUAGGAAAAAGAACGAAAAAAGUGGAGCCUCAAUAGGAUAGUUUAGAUAAUUUCAUUGUGGACAGUUUAAGCUCUCUUGUGUUUGUGAAUCUAUUAUGAUGGGACAGAGUAGUUAUUUGUUUGACAAUUUUACUGUUGACAACUUUACAA
Rhododendron vialii is the source of this 2447-nucleotide messenger RNA. RefSeq lists its product as uncharacterized. The record is from RefSeq and is a predicted model, not a curated record. The transcript is spliced from 12 exons. The coding region runs from base 114 to 1865 and encodes 583 amino acids. Lineage: Eukaryota; Viridiplantae; Streptophyta; Magnoliopsida; Ericales; Ericaceae.